AUCUGAAAAUAAUAAAACUUUGGAUCAUAGUCGGAAAAUUUUACCUUCAAUAACCAAGACCAUACAUUUCGAACAAGCAAAAUGAGUGCAUCCAUUUAUGUGAGCUAGAAAGGCCACAAGCCUCUUUUCAGUUCGUGUACAUGACCUCCUCACUCAUAUACUGUACGUUCGUUCCGGUUUUUCGCUGGCCACAUCAAUAAGCCGUUCGUUUUGAGAUAAAUACAUGCUUGCUAGCCUCCCCGCAUUUGCACACCAAGUGAAGAGACCACCAGUGUGUGUUUGAGUACACACUCUGUGAAACAACAGACAAACCGAUCAUCUACAUUUAUUUUGGGCUGCAGUCCAGUUGAAAACGUCAAAGGCAUCGUUGUUGUCGGAUCAAAGAUAAAACAUGAACGCCAUUGAGAAUAUUGGUCCGCAAUGCUACCAUUUGGGCGAAGGUCCCCAUUGGUGUCAACGUCGACAAUUGCUCUUCUCCGUGGACAUCCCGGGCACAGCGGUCUGUUGUUAUGAUCCAUCAAAGAAGAGCAUGACCAAGUUAAAGAUUCCAGGGGAGUCAAUCAGUCUGAUUGUACCCAUUGAAGGGCAAGAUGAUGAGUUCGUCAUCUCUCGAGGAAGAACUCUCUCUAUCUUGAAAUGGACUCCGGGGAGUGACGACUACCAAAUUAUCCGAGAUCUUCACGAGGUGGACGCAUCCCAGCCGAAAAAUCGCUUGAAUGAUGGUAAAUGCGAUGCAAAGGGCCGCCUUUGGGCAGGCACCAUGGGCCCACAGAUUGAAGGUCGUCCGGGAUAUGUGGGUGCCCUGGAAGCAACGUUGUACAUGAUUGAUGCCAAAGGCUGUCAUGUAAAGCUCACGGACGUAGAAUUGUCCAAUGGAUUGGGCUGGUCCGAGGAUAAUAAAACGAUGUACUUUGUGGAUUCACCCAAGAGAAGUGUGGAUGCUUUCGAUUUCGAUCUGGAAACGGGCGACAUCACCAAUCGCCGAGUGCUUUACCACUUGGAUUCGGAUGACAUUCCAGGAGUGCCUGACGGAUUGACCGUGGAUGCCCGAGACAACAUCUGGCUGGCCGUAUUUUCUGGGGGACGGGUUCUGGAAAUCGACUCAAAGACGGGUAAGCUUAUCUCUCAAGUGGAGGUUCCCGCAAAUUUCACAACUUCAGUGGCUUUUGGAGGAAAAUCCCUGGAGGAACUCUUUGUGACGACAGGCAGGGACGUAGGCGAUGAAAAAUUACGAGGUCCCGUGGAUGGAUCAUUAUUUGUCCUCCGCUCGGUAAAGGUUCAAGGUUGUCCACCUGUGGAUUUCGCCAAACCAUGAAUAGUGAUCUGGAGUCGGUCAUUUGUGGAUGAAUGUCAUUUUGAGUUCAUGGCCGAAAUAUAAGCUAAAUCUGGA
Messenger RNA from Tigriopus californicus, 1390 nucleotides. RefSeq names its product regucalcin-like. The transcript has 3 exons. Gene Ontology annotation, molecular function: gluconolactonase activity; calcium ion binding. NCBI's taxonomy places the organism in Eukaryota, Metazoa, Arthropoda, Copepoda, Harpacticoida, Harpacticidae. The record is from RefSeq and is a predicted model, not a curated record. Gene Ontology annotation, biological process: L-ascorbic acid biosynthetic process. The coding region runs from base 392 to 1315 and encodes 307 amino acids.